AUGGCCCAUUGGGAUCUGCGGCUGCAGCAGCAGCUGCAGCAGCAACGACAGCAGCAGCAGCAACUGCAGCAGCACCAACUGCAGCAACAACUGCUGCAGCGGCCUCACCUGGGCUACCUGCCUUCUCCGUACCCCUCUUUCCCCCCACUGCCCUACUUGCAGCAGCAGCAGCAGCAGCAGCACCACUUCGCAACAGAAAGAGCAGCACAAGCAGCAGCAGCAGCAGCAGCAGAAGCAGCAGCAGCAAGAGAAGGGGCCCUCCAGCUGCUGCACCCGGGGGGCCCACAGUAUGAAGAAGGAUACUGCUGCCCGCCAUCUAUUUGGAGCGACAGCAACAUACCUCAUCUGCAGCUGCAGCAGCAGCAGCUUCAGCAGCAGCUGCUGCUGCAGCACCUGCAGCACCAGCAGCUGCAGCAGCAGCAGCUCGACCAGAAGCACCUGCUGCAGCAGCGGCAAGCCCCAGCCGAAAUUGCAGCAGCAGAGGCUGCAUUUGCGGGUCCCCACGAACUCAAGCCAGCAGCAGCAGCAAAAAGGUACUUCUCAGCAGAAAAAGCAGCAGCAGCAGCAGCCACAAGAGCAGCAGCAGCAGCAGCAGCAACAGGAGAAGAAGACAGUACUGCCUAUGCUUCCCCUUUAGAAGCACCAACAGCUUCCCCCCGCAGCACCCCAAGGCAGGGGGCCCCCCGGGGGCCCCCUUCGGCGGGCCCCUGGGGGCCCCCAAACCCGACCUGCGGGCCAGCAGCAGCAGCAGCAGCAGAAAAGAAUGAGGAAGGCGAUGCUGCCUCGCCUGAGGCAGAACAGGGGGCCUCCUGCAGCAGCAGCAGCAGCAGCAGCGAAAGCCGCGCUGCUGCUCCCGUUGCUGCUGCUCCUGCUCCUGCAGCAGCAGCUGCAGCAGCACCUGCUGCAGCAACUGCUCGGGGAAACGAGAAAGAUCUCGACAGCGGGUGCCUCCCUGCACACACGAAAGCCAAGCAGAGGCAGCAGCAGCAGCAAAAGCAGCAGCAGCAGCAGCAGCAGCAGGAAGAGUUACCGUCUUUCAUGUUUACUGAGCUGCUGCCGCAAACUGAAAACUAUGAAGCAUUUAAGCCGCUGCAGGCGCAGCUAGUUUUUACUCCUGAGUGGUGGGGGGCCCCUUAUCUGCAGCGGGAGCAGCAGCUGCUGCUGCAGCAGCAGCAGCAGCAGCAGCUCUACGACGACGUGCCCCUCAGGGUCACGCUGCCGCCAGUUCUCCCGUUGCUGCACUCGCAGCUGCCCUACAACAGCAGCAACUGCAGCAGCAGCAGCACCUACGCCUACAGCAGCAAUGUGCAGGGCUUCUUUUCCUAUAUGCCUGGUUACGUCUGCGGGCCAGCAGCAGCAGCAGCAGCAGCAGCAGGUAGUUCUAGUGAUAAGCUGGAGCCGGAGGAGGAGUAUCGGCAAGAGGAGGAAGAGCAGGACGAGCAGCAGCAGCAGCAGCAGCAGCAACAGCAGCAGCAGCAACAGCAGCAGCAGCUGCAGCAGCAGCGGAGGCCGCCGAGGCGGGAAACAAGAGAGUACGUGCAUGUCUCGAGCGGCUACAGAGAAGUGCAGCAGCAAUCUCCGGGCAUAAUCUGCAGCAGCAGCAGCAGCAGCAGCAACAGCAACAACAACAACAGGAAAAGCAGCAGCUACGAAAUCAGGUCUGAAGAAGAGGCCCUUCGCCUGCCCGUCACUUCUUAUGAUAUUGUUGCCACACUUAAAGAAGCCAGGCUGAAGCAGCCGCAGCAGCAGCAGCAGCAGGAGCAGCAGCAGCAGCAGCAGCAGGAGGAGCAGGGGCAGCAGGGAGAGGAGCAGCAGCAGCAGCAAUGGGGGGACGUCGUCGACCCCGCAAUAUGCUGCUGGUCUUCUUACAAUUCUCCCUCACAUAGCAAGCAGCAGCAGCAGCAGCAGCAGCAGGAAUGGGACUACGAGCAGCAGCAGCAAGAGCAGCAGCAGCAGCUGCAGCAACCCCGAAUCUUGCUGCUGCUGUUGUUGCUGCUGCUGCUGCUGCUGAGCAUUUUCCUGCUGCUGUGGUUGGUCGCGCUGCUCUUGUUGCCGAACCACCUGCUGCUCCUCCUGUUCUUGGUCGUGGGCUUCCUCCCCCUGCUGCUGCUGUAG
Eimeria tenella is the source of this 2115-nucleotide messenger RNA. RefSeq lists its product as uncharacterized. The coding region runs from base 1 to 2115 and encodes 704 amino acids. NCBI's taxonomy places the organism in Eukaryota, Apicomplexa, Conoidasida, Eucoccidiorida, Eimeriidae. The record is from RefSeq and is a predicted model, not a curated record. The transcript has a single exon.